AAACCAACACAUUCAUCACUUUUUGAAUUUUCAUGACCUUGACUACAUGCAGCACUCCUUGGAAGGUUUCUCUCUUCCCCCUUUGGUUUUAACUAACCAUAGGCACUAGGAUCAACACCACACUUGGUCAGGAUAGGCAUCAGAAUAGCACCACAACCACUUUGUUUAAGAAAGAAACCGUACCAAAAUCAAUGCAAAGCUUUGAAAUGCUUGGUGUGUGCAUUUUGUUUCUCUCCUUGAUAACCAUGUCCUCCACGUUGGACAUGACUACUCCAACCCAAGCCGUCAUCAAAGAUGGUAAGAAUGAAAAUGAAACUCUUGUUUCAACAAAAGGAACCUUUGAAGCAGGUUUCUUCACCCCAGGAAAUUCAAACAACCGUUACCUCGGAAUUUGGUACAAAAACAUAUCUCCCAUAACAGUUGUUUGGGUAGCCAACAAAGGAGCACCACUAAAUGACUACUCUGGAGUCUUAGAAUUAGAUGGUGAUCAAGGCCUUCUUAGUAUCAAGGAUGGUACAGGAGCAACAAUAUGGUCCUCAAACGCAUCGUUGGCACAACCAAACAAACCAGUUGUGGUGCAGCUGUUGGAAUCAGGAAACAUGGUUGUGAAAGAUGGACUUAAAAACCUUGUGUGGCAAAGCUUUGAUUACCCUGAUGACACUUUACUUCCAGGAAUGAAACUUGGAAGGGACUUAAAAACGGGUCAGAAUCGCACUCUUAGAUCAUGGAAAUCCUGGGAAGAUCCUACUCCAGGUAAAUUUUCAUUUGGUGUUGAUACUCAUGGCCUUCCUCAAUUAGUUAUUACAAAUGAGGACAGUAAGAAAACAGCAUAUAGAGCAGGGUCAUGGAAUGGCCUUAGUGUCACAGGACUACCCGAAGAAAUAACUGACCAAUUCACCAAAUCCCUUUUUGUUAUGAAUCAACAAGGGGUCUUCUAUGAGAUUCAAUCCUUGAAUAGUUCAACUUUACUUAGAAGCAGAUUGAGCCCAGAUGGAUAUCAAGUACGUUUAAUAUGGUCAUAUCAGAAUAAAAAAUGGGAUAUGCAAUUCCCUGGUUCGUUUGAUGUGUGUGAGACAUAUGACUUGUGUGGUCCAAAUAAUAUUUGUUUAGUUGGACCAACUAAACAUUGUGAGUGCUUGAGAGGAUUCAAAUCCAACUUUACAGAUUCAGCUUGUGCUAGAACUACUCCUCUAGGCUGUGAUAAGGGAGACACAUUUCAGAAGUACGAGAGAAUGAAAUUGCCAGAUACAUCUUCAUCUUGGUAUGAUGAGACAGUUAGUCUUCAGGAAUGUGAGAAAUUGUGUUUGAGCAAUUGCUCUUGUACUGCAUAUGCUCAAUUGAAUAUUAGUGGCACGGGAAGUGGUUGCUUGCUUUGGUUUUUUAAUAUUGUUGACAUGAGAGCACUUUCAAAAGGUGGACAAGAUUUUUAUCUACGAGUGACUUCAGUUGCAGCAUCAGAGUUACAAGAUCACCGCUUCAAAAGGAAGAAGAUAGCAGGAAUUGCUAUUGGUUGUUCUUGUGCUAUUUUCCUCGUUGCUAUUGCAGUAUUAGGAUUGAAAUGUUGGAUUAGGGGGGAGAAAAUCAAGCACAGAGAAACAAAUUAUUGGAAGAACAAGAGUAAGAAUGGUGACAUUGAUUUACCAAUAUUUGACUUCAUGUUAAUUUCCGAUGCCACAAAUAACUUCUCAGAGAGAAACAAAUUGGGACAAGGUGGCUUUGGACCAGUGUACAAGGGCAUAUUACUAGAUGGGCAAGAGAUUGCAGUUAAGAGGCUUUCUAAAACUUCUAGACAAGGUUUGGAUGAGUUCAAAAAUGAAGUCAUGUUGAUUGCAAAACUUCAACACCGCAAUCUUGUAAAGCUUCUUGGUUGUUCCAUUCAACAAGAUGAGAAGUUGUUGAUUUAUGAAUUCAUGUCAAAUAGAAGUUUGGACUACUUUAUUUUUGAUUCAAAAAGAUGCACAUUAUUAGGUUGGGCUAAACGAUUUGAAAUUAUCCGAGGAAUUGCUCGAGGACUUCUUUAUCUUCACCAAGACUCUAGACUAAAGAUCAUUCACAGAGACCUUAAGACAAGUAAUGUUCUUCUUGAUAGUAAUAUGAACCCAAAAAUAUCAGAUUUUGGUAUGGCUAGGGCAUUUGGACUAGAUCAAGAUGAAGCAAACACAAAUAGAGUGAUGGGAACAUAUGGUUAUAUGCCUCCUGAAUAUGCUGUACAUGGAUCUUUUUCAGUCAAAUCUGAUGUCUUUAGCUUUGGUGUAAUUGUGUUGGAGAUAAUCAGUGGGAGGAAGAAUAGGGGAUUUUGUGAACCACACCAUCACCUAAAUCUUCUUGGACAUGCAUGGAAACUAUGGAUCGAGAAAAAGCCAAUGAAACUUGUGGAUGAGUCAGUGGAUGAUCCAAUUGUUCCAUCUGAAAUAUUUAGAUAUAUUCAUAUUGGUUUGUUAUGUGUACAACACAAACCAGAGGAUAGGCCAGACAUGUCUUCAGUAGUUUUAAUGUUGAAUGGUGAAAAGAUAUUGCCUGAGCCAAGUCAACCUGGGUUCUACACAGAUAAUUCAACCACCACAGAUUCUUCUUCAAGAAAUUGUGAAGCGUAUUCACUCAAUGAAAUGUCUAACACAUUGGAGGCAAGAUAAAGAAAGCUGAAAUGGUACAGAAAAUACAAAAGUUUCCUACAUCCAAUCCCAACAAGUACUACUAUAUGUGUGGAAGAAAUAGAAUUGUCCCUAAAAUCUGAUUUUUCUUAUCCAACCUAUGACUUGAAUCAAAUCCCUCUUUCUUCAAAAAUAAUUGUCAGUUCCUGAAAAUUCUUCCAAGCUAAAUUCAAGACCUCAUCCUGAACCAUGGGUUGACAGUGAAAUUUGUUGAAGGAUUUUUUUUUUUUUUUUUUUUU
Cajanus cajan (pigeon pea) is the source of this 2890-nucleotide messenger RNA. Its product is annotated as G-type lectin S-receptor-like serine/threonine-protein kinase At4g27290. The record is from RefSeq and is a predicted model, not a curated record. NCBI's taxonomy places the organism in Eukaryota, Viridiplantae, Streptophyta, Magnoliopsida, Fabales, Fabaceae. Gene Ontology annotation, biological process: protein phosphorylation; recognition of pollen. Gene Ontology annotation, cellular component: plasma membrane. Gene Ontology annotation, molecular function: protein serine/threonine kinase activity; ATP binding.